This is a messenger RNA of Linepithema humile (Argentine ant), 4526 nucleotides long. RefSeq names its product protein tyrosine phosphatase Meg (gene Ptpmeg). Lineage: Eukaryota; Metazoa; Arthropoda; Insecta; Hymenoptera; Formicidae. Gene Ontology annotation, biological process: protein dephosphorylation. The record is from RefSeq and is a predicted model, not a curated record. Gene Ontology annotation, cellular component: cytoskeleton. Gene Ontology annotation, molecular function: protein tyrosine phosphatase activity; protein binding.
AACAUUUGCCUUAUAAAGUUGUAAGUCUGGUAAUUUUUAUCAAAGCCAUCGUUCACAGCGCGCUCUGGAACGAGACCGAUUUUCAUAUCCUUGAACUAGCAUUUUUAUUAUGUAUAGCUCGAUCUCCCUCCUUCGUGCACACAUAUGCACAUUAUGCCUGUAUUUAGGUAUAGGCAUUGCCGCACACACACACGCACAAGCAACCUGUAUAUACAACCGCGUUUUCUAGGCGUCAAACUUCUCUCGCGUAAUCGGGAGUUCGAGCCGAUUAAGGUCUUCGUUCCACGAUAAAAUUCGCGAAACACUGUUGUCCCAUGUGCACUAUUUAGCUUUCAUUUCGCACGCGCGUACAUACGUGCACAUAUAUAUGCAUAUGCUGCAGUUGAAUAGAUUCGCGUAUACGCGAGUAUAUUUUUGUAUAAGCUCCGCCGCGGAAUCGCGGAAUGCUUUUAUCCGCGAUUGAUUGAACGUCGCUACUUGCGUCCAGGUCGAUUAUUAAUUCGAGAUUGCCUUAUAUGUCGGUAAGAGUGAAAGAAGUGGAGCUGAAAAAAAAGGUGGUGGAUUAGAAAUUGUUAACAGGAUACCGCCGAGAGUGCGAUCGGAGAAAUGCGCGAUAGCUGCUGCCUUGCCGCACCAAAAUGAUACAUAUCCGCUUCGGGUGGCCCGCACUUCGAUCUUCAUAAUUAUGAGAAGGCGCUUGAGGGUAUCUCGUCCGAGAGUUCAGCGCUGUUCCGAAGAGAAAACGAUUCCUGGAGUCGUACGUAUGUUUGGGAUAGUUCGCCGAGCCCUGCGUACAAGAUAUUACAGGAACCGAGAGUAAAACGUGUGGCUCGUAUCAUGAAUGUGGUCAGCAUAGCAGAGAGGUGGUGUCGAGAAGGUGGUUGACACGCCUUCAUAUAUUUGAAAUGAUUGAAAGUGUAUCUCGGAGAGCGUUGAGUGGCUCCAGUGGGAGCUACCACGUUCGUGGUGCUGAAUUAGCGAGGAAUCGCAGAUUAAAAUCGCUAUCAGCAACCGUUACUUUUCUAGAUGAUACACAGCAUACAUUUCAAUUAGAUAAACGAGCAAAAGGGCAAGUUCUAUUGGACUUGGUAUUUCAACAUUUAGAACUUAUCGAAAAGGAUUACUUUGGUUUACAAUAUGCUGAAAAUGGAGUUGGUGUAACUAUCCCUACAUCCGAUCUAAUGAGAUGGCUGGAUGCCUCCAAGCCUGUGAAAAAGCAAUUAAGAAGUAAGGGCGGACAUUUCUUUUUUAGAGUGAAAUUUUAUGUAUCUGAUCCUAGUAAACUGCAGGAAGAAUACACUAGAUAUCAAUUUUAUUUACAAAUACGAAGAGAUAUUCUUCAAGGAAAACUUCAAUUACCAUCCAGCACAGCUUGUUUAAUAGCAAGUUACACUGUUCAAUCGGAAUUAGGAGAUUAUCAUCCAGAGGAACAUGGGCCCGGCUAUCUUUCACAAUUGCAACUGAUACCUGGACAAACAGAAGAAAUGGAAAAGAAAAUAUCGGAGCUGCAUAAACUACACAAAGGACAAUUGCCAGCUGAUGCAGAAUUUAACUUCUUAGAUCACGCAAAACGCUUAGACAUGUAUGGAGUGGAGUUACAUAAAGCAAGAGAUUCAUCAAACAAAGAAAUACAGUUGGGUGUUACAUCAGUCGGUCUGGUUGUGUUUCAAAAUGGCAUAAAAAUCAAUGUAUUUUCAUGGUCAAAAAUAGUUAAAAUUUCUUUUAAGAGAAAGCAAUUUUUUAUACAACUUCGACGAGAACAGUCUGAAAACUAUGACACACUACUGGGCUUCAACAUGCAAACUUAUCGUAGCUCUAAAAAUUUAUGGAAAGCCUGUGUCGAGCAUCACACCUUCUUUAGACUUCAUAGUCCAAAAUUGCGACCGAAACGAUUCCCUCUCACGUUAAGUAGCAGGUUUACGUAUUCAGGGCGGACGGAAUUCCAAACGGUAGAAGAUGGGAAGCACAGAGCACGCGUGGAGAGGACAUUUAUACGAUCACCUAGCAAAAAGCUAAGUCAUACUAUUGCAACGGCACCCGUUACCGACGACAAAGGGAAAUUGACCGUGCCUCCUGGAAGACCUCCACGACCGUAUGACAAUAAGGUUCAGUCCCUCGGUGCUCGUGAACCUCGUCAAGCGUGGGGUGAAGGAAAUCCAAGCGACGAUGAGGGUGGUUUUUUAUCUUUGAGGGAAGAAAUAACGGGAAGCUACACGCAAGGUGGAGCGUUCUCUCCAGCAUUGGGAUCUCGAGUGUUCAGUUACGCGGACGAUGACACGACUGCUGAAAGAAAUAUCUACGAUCUGCCGGAUUACAGCGAGCCAACCAGCUCACCAGCUCCUCAAAUACUAGAGGAUGGUUUAGUAACCAUAUCCCUAACACCAGACGAGCAGGGUCGCUUCGGCUUUAACGUGAAGGGUGGAUUAGACUUGGACAUGCCGAUCCUGGUAUCGCGAGUAGCUCCGAAUACGCCCGCCGAUCGCUGUUAUCCAAAAUUAAACGAGGGCGAUCAAGUCGUUUACAUCAAUGGAAUCGACGUGAGUGGCUUAUUGCACGAACGCGUGGUGAAUUUAAUAAGGCAGUCACGCGAUCGCGGAUCCGGCGAGCUCACGUUAACCGUCAGACCUAACGCUCUGUACAACGCACUGGCUGGUACCGACGAGACGUCCGAAGAAGAACCGCCUUACAGGUAUGUGCCUGACGCACCUCACGCGGCCAUUGGAUCUGAUGCGCUAGCGCAAUCUAUGCUGCUGCUUGCGGACGGUCUAGCGAGUGGUGCUCUCAUUGCUCAAUACGAACAAUUGUACAGGAAGAAUCCAGAGCUCGCGUCCCUCGAAUCGAAGAAGCCAGAAAAUCAACCAAAAAAUCGCUAUCGGGAUAUAUCGCCGUAUGACGUCACUCGAGUAAUCUUGAUGGGAUCCGCGAACGGGGAUUACAUCAAUGCGAAUUAUGUAAACAUGGAGAUACCGGGUUCAGGCAUCAUCAAUAGGUACAUUGCCACGCAAGGUCCGUUGUCUUCCACCGUUGCCGAUUUCUGGCAAAUGGUUUUAGAAGCCGGUAGUACACUUGUCGUUAUGCUAACAACCCUCGUUGAACGCGGUCGUGCGAAAUGUCAUCAGUAUUGGCCGGCGUAUAACGAGACUCUCACAUUAAGAAAUCUCACGCUUACAUCGACCGCGGAAAACGUCGAGGAUACAUUCAUUUUUCGAGAAUUCAUACUUCGUGACGUUAAUACCGGGGAGGAAAGAGAUAUAACGCAUAUGCAGUAUUGCAGCUGGCCCGAUCACGGGGUGCCCAGCGACUGGCGACAAUUUACUACGUUUACAGAGCGCGUUAGGGCGGCUCGUACUGGAAUAGUCGAACCCGCGGUUGUGCAUUGUUCUGCUGGAAUAGGACGAACUGGUGUGCUAGUUUUAAUGGAAACUGCAUUGUGUUUAAUCGAAGCUAAUCAACCAGUAUAUCCAUUAGAUAUUGUACGCUCUAUGAGAGAUCAGAGAGCAAUGAUGAUACAGAAUGCUAGUCAAUAUAGAUUUGUGUGUGAAGCAGUCCAUAAAGCUUACAGCGAAGGCAUAGCCAAGCCACUUCCGGAGUUCAGUAGGUGAAAGUAAAAAAUUCAAGAUGGGGCAGCAUUGUAAUUACACCAUUUCUUCUCUCACUUCUCUCGCAUUAAGCAUCAUGCCGCUAGAAAGUAGUUUUAUACUUUGACAAUAACAUCUAAUAUAUAUUUAAUAUAGCAUAUCUUAGUAAAACAGAUAUUUACUGCGUAAAGUAUGUAUCUCAUUUAUAUGUAUGACGUCCAGUUUUCAUCCGCUACUUUAUCAAAAAAUUUCUAUUUCUUCAAUGUUAUCGUCCACAGAAGAUCUAUUUAAUAUUCUUGUGAUAGAUUCUAUAUAUUCACGCAAAAUAUUGUUUCGUGCAAAAUGUGAUUGUAUUUUUUUUCUUCGUAAAUUUUAUUUUUUAUAAUAUUUAAAUUAUAUUUUUAUGGCAUAAUUAAUAUUUCGCUAGAAAGUAUCAAAAAGGCAGUGUACUAUGAUAUAUUGAAUUUUUAAUGAAUGUAAUUAGAUUUGUUUGCAUAACUGUAAGGUACAAUAAUAUUUACACAGUUUCGAUUGUCUUACAGAACAAAUUGAAUUUUAAAAUAAUUUAACAAUUAAAUUUGAUGUAAAAAUUACUAUCAAUUGACGUAACAAAAAUCAUACUAUACAAUACGAAUAUUGUCAAAUAUUUUUUUACAUCGAUAUAUAUUUUUAGAUAAUUUAAAUUUUACUUCAGUGCAAAAUUUAGUGCAAAAUUUCAUACGCAAAUGCGUAUCUUUUAUUGAAAUUGUUCAAUUUUUAACAUUAGAUAUGUUAAAAAGAAUCAUCUAAAAUCAACAAAAGAAAUAAUAUUAAAUUAAUAUAUUACAUUACAAAUUCGAAGUACAAUUAUGAAAAUAAUACCUCAUUAUGUAUUAGUAUCAGCAUUUUAUAAUCUAACUAUUUUUGUAAUAAUGCAAACUGGUACUAUAAUAAAUAUUAUUAGAAGGA